Molecule: messenger RNA, 3311 nt
Organism: Bradysia coprophila
Lineage: Eukaryota; Metazoa; Arthropoda; Insecta; Diptera; Sciaridae
Product: putative cytochrome P450 6d5
Molecular function (GO): heme binding; iron ion binding; monooxygenase activity
Source: RefSeq, a predicted model, not a curated record
UAUACGUCGUUAAUGGAGUGUAUCAAGCAGUCAGUUAAUGUCCAGACACAGUAUCAAGCGGUCAGUUUAUUUUUGCUGCAAUUUAAUUUUGUGAUAAGUCAACCGGUCGUUUCAUAUAAAUAAACUCAAUACUCAGAAUCUUAAAGUGUAAAAUAUUAAAAUGAUAUUUCCGUUGUUAGUUUUACUGGUUGUGGCAAUAAUUUACAUUUUUAUUAAAAAACAAUAUUCGUACUGGGAACGCAAUGGCAUACCCUCCCACAGACCAACUAUUCCUUUCGGAAAUCUCCAAUCACUAGUCAAAAAGAAAAGAUCUUUUGGACAUGCCAUUUACGAUCUUUACAGGAAUACGACCGAGCCAUUUAUUGGCAUCUAUCUGUUUUUUCGUCCAGCACUAUUGGUGCGUGACGCUGCACUCAUAAAGAAUGUACUGCUCACUGACUUCCAAAAUUUUCACGAUCGCGGAGUUUACUGUGAACCUGAAACGGACCCCAUGUCUGCAACGCUAUUCGCAUUGCCUGGACGUAGAUGGAAAAAUUUAAGAGCAAAGUUGACUCCUGCAUUUACAUCCGGCAAGUUGAAGGGAAUGUUUUCAACCAUUUCAAAUAUUGCCAGUGAAUUUGUUAAAGUAUGUGAACCGAUUGCCGAGAAUCACGAGGCAAUCGAAAUCCGUCAAAUAGCUGGACGAUAUGUUGCGGAUUGUAUUGCUACAAUUGCUUUCGGUUUAGAUAAUGUAUCGACUUUAAACGAUCCGGAUCACGAAUUUCUAUUGAAUGGGAAGGAGAUGUCCCAAAAAUCUGGAUUUGUUGGUACAAUACGUCGCUCAGCUGUUUUUCUUUGUCCGAAUCUGUUAAAAUUUAUAGGCAUGAAGGGGUUGCCAACAUUUAUUAAAGAGUUCUGUUUCAAUUUGGUCACAAAAACAAUAAAACAUCGUGAAUUGACGGGUGAGAUACGGAAAGAUAUCAUGCAGUAUCUGAUACAAUUGCGAAACAACUCCUCAAAUUUGAAAAAUGAAAACAGCAAUAUUAAUGAUGAUGACUCAUUAGAUGAAAAAGCGAUGUCAUUCGAGCAAAUAGCUGGUCAAGUAUUCAUUUUCUAUAUUGCUGGUAAUGAGACUUCCACAUCGACAAUCGCAUAUACACUUUAUGAGUUAUCACAAGACGUCGAUUUAAUGCGACGCGCACAGCAAGAUAUAGAGCAAACGCUCGACAAAUACAACGGCCAAUUAACAUACGAAGCAAUCAGCGAUAUGCAAUUCGUUGAUUUGUGUGUAAAGGAAACGUUGAGAAAAUAUCCAUUUCCGAUGUUAAACAGAGAGUGCACCAAAGAGUAUCAAAUUCCCGGUACACAAACGGUCAUCAAAAAAGGUACAGCGGUCGUUGUUUCGGUACUCGGAAUUCACAGGGACGAGCAAUAUUUUCCCGAACCGGAUCGAUACAAUCCAGAUAGGUUUGCAUCGGAAAAGCAUCCUUUUAACGAGGACAUGUACAUGCCAUUCGGAAUGGGACCAAGAAAUUGCAUAGCCUAUAGAAUGGGUUUAUUGGUGUCGAAGGUAGCCGUAGUGAUGAUACUUCGACACUAUAACAUAGAGAUGGUCAAGAGGGAAGAGCUUGAAUUCGAUUAUAGGGGCGUCGGAUUGGUUCCGAAGCCUGGUCAAUGCAAAAUAAAGUUAGUGAAGAAAGUCGUCGUAGAAAAUGUCAAAAUGUUAUUUACGUUGUUACUAUUACUGUUUGUGGCAUUUUAUAUUUUUCUCAAAAAACAAUACUCGUACUGGGAACGCAACGGCAUACCCUCAAUCAAACCAACUAUUCCUUUCGGAAAUCUUCAAUCACUAGUCAAAAAGAAAAGAUCUUUCGGGCAUGCCAUUUAUGAUCUUUACACGAGUACGAAUGAGCCAUUUAUUGGCAUCUAUCUGUUUUUUCGUCCAGCACUGUUGGUACGUGACGCUGUACUAAUAAAGGAUGUACUGCUCAAUGACUUCCAAAACUUUCACGAUCGCGGAGUCUAUUGUGAGCCCAAAACUGAUCCUAUGUCGGCAACGCUAUUCGCAUUGCCUGGACGUAGAUGGAAAAAUUUAAGAGCAAAAUUGACUCCUGCAUUUACAUCUGCCAAAUUGAAGGGAAUGUUUUCAACCAUUUCAAAUAUUGCCAGUGAAUUUGUUAAAGUGUGUGAACCGAUUGCCGAGAAUCGCGAGGAAAUUGAAAUCCAUCAAAUAGCUGGACGAUAUGUUGCGGAUUGUAUUGCUACAAUUGCUUUCGGCUUAGAUAAUGUAUCGACUUUAAACGACCCGAAUCACGAAUUUCUAUUGAACGGGAAGGAGAUUUCUCAAACAUCUGGAUUCGUGGAGAGAGUCCGUCGCUCAGCUACCUUUCUUUGUCCGAAUCUAUUGAAAUUUGUAGGUAUGAAGGAACUGCCAACAUUUUUACAAGACUUCUUUCUCAAUAUUGUCAAGCAAACAAUAAAAACCCGUGAAGCGACGGGUGAAAUUCGCCAGGAUAUAAUGCAGUAUCUUAUACAAUUGCGCAACAACUGCCCUUUGGAGAAUGAAGACUGGAAAUUUGACUCAUUAGAUGGAAAAGCGAUGUCAUUCGAGCAAAUAGCUGGUCAAGUAUUCAUUUUCUAUAUUGCUGGUAAUGAAACUUCCACAUCGGCAAUCGCAUACACACUUUAUGAGUUAUCACAAGACAUUGAUUUAGUGCGACGUGUACAGGAAGAUAUAGAGGAGACACUCGAAAAACACAACGGCCAAUUAACAUACGAAGCAAUCAGCGAUAUGCAAUUCGUUGAUUUGUGUGUAAAGGAAACGUUGAGAAAAUAUCCAUUUCCGAUGUUAAACAGAGAGUGCACCAAAGAAUAUCAAAUUCCCGGUACACAAACGGUCAUCAAAAAAGGUACACCGAUCGUUGUUUCGGUACUCGGAAUUCACAGGGACGAACGAUAUUUUCCCGAACCUGAUCGAUACGAUCCAGAUCGGUUUGCAUCGGAAAAGCAUCAUUUUAACGAGGACAUGUACAUGCCAUUCGGAUUGGGACCACGAAGUUGCAUAGCCUAUAGAAUGGGUUUAUUGGUGUCGAAGGUAGCCGUUGUAAUGAUACUGCGACACUAUAACAUAGAGAUGGUCAAGAGGGAAGAGCUCGAAUUCGAUUUUAAGGGCGUGGGACUGAUGCCAAAGCCUGGUCAAUGCAAAAUAAAGUUAGUGAAGAAAGUCGUCGUUGAAUUCGACCUACCACAGAAAUGAUCAAUGAUGGACUCCAUUAGAUUGUCAUUAAAAAUUGAAAAUACAUAAUAAUGCGCCUAAAUCACUCAAAAGAAGU